Puntigrus tetrazona (Sumatra barb) is the source of this 4606-nucleotide messenger RNA. RefSeq names its product probable G-protein coupled receptor 174. Gene Ontology annotation, biological process: positive regulation of Rho protein signal transduction; phospholipase C-activating G protein-coupled receptor signaling pathway. Gene Ontology annotation, molecular function: G protein-coupled receptor activity. The record is from RefSeq and is a predicted model, not a curated record. Gene Ontology annotation, cellular component: membrane. The transcript is spliced from 2 exons. The coding region runs from base 406 to 1476 and encodes 356 amino acids. Lineage: Eukaryota; Metazoa; Chordata; Actinopteri; Cypriniformes; Cyprinidae.
UCCCCCGCAGGAAACUACAGACAUUUAAUAAAUGAGUCAGUGUGAGCUGACAGAAACAGAAAGUACAAUGCCGAAGAUACAAGACAAAAUGAUUAAAACAAACAAAAAACCAAAUUAAUUAAACAAACAAAAAAACCAAACAAACAAAAAAACAUUUCAAUGGUGAUGUACUUUCAAAGCGAGAGGCUGGAGUGAAGUGGAUGGCGAGAAGCAGGGAGUUUAUCUGAGUUGGGUUAAGAGCACAUGUUGAUGUGUGCUGCUCUCAGAGAGACCUUCAUUUACGAGUUACCGGAAACACUGAACUACUCUCGAGUGCGUCGCAUGUGGAAGUAACAAUGUCAGGAGCCUAUUUCUGGGAUUUUCUCAAGAAUCUUUCAGGUAACCCCAAUUUGAGAAGCUAUUUUAAUGUUUCCUGAACACUUUGCCAUCUCAAAACUCCAGUGCUAUGCCAAGCUGAACCUUUGUGGACUCGAGUUACACGGGAGGAAGAUGAAUGCUUGCAUUAACACUAAUGAGCACCAAGACAACUCAAUUAAAGAAUAUCAGCAUCACAUCUACGCCAUCUUCUACAUGGUGAUCCUCAUUCCCGGGCUGAUCGGCAACGUUCUCGCACUCUGGGUUUUUUACGCCUACGUGAAGGAGACAAAGAAGGCUGUGAUAUUCAUGAUCAACCUGGCCAUCGCUGAUCUGCUGCAGGUGCUAUCGCUACCUCUGCGCAUUUACUACUAUUUAAACAACUCCUGGCCUUUCGGCGAUGCUGCCUGCCUGCUCUGUUUCUACCUGAAAUACGUCAAUAUGUACGCCAGCAUUUACUUCCUGGCUUGCAUCAGUGUGAGACGCUGCCGGCUCAUCAUCCAGCCGCUGCGCUGCGGGACCACCAAGAGACGGCGGGAGCGUGGCCUGUGUUUGAUCGGGUGGUUCGUCGUGUGUCUGGGAUGCCUUCCCUUCCCUCUUCUGAGACAACCGUCUCAAGCCAGCGUCAACUCGACCUCGCUGUGCUUCGCCGAGCUGCCCAUGACGCCGCUCAGUAAGCUGCUGGGAGUGUCUCUGGUGACGUUCGCCGAGACGACGGGCUUCCUCCUGCCGCUGGUCAUCGUGGUCACCUGCUCGUGGCUGACGGCGGCCAGUCUGCGGCAGAAGACCUGUGUUCUGCAGGACACCGGAGAGAAGCACAAGGCGCUCAAGAUGGUGCUGAGCUGCGCCACUGUGUUCCUGGUGUGUUUCGUGCCCUAUCACAUCACUUUCCCUUUAGAUGUCUUGGCCAAAUCAAACUGCGCUGUUAGCUCUGCUUUUAAGAAUGCCGUGCUCCACGUUCAUCCGGUCACUUUGUGUCUAGCCAGUCUGAACUGCUGUCUGGACCCGGUCAUGUACUACUUCACUACCGAUGAGUUCAAGCGGCGUCUGUCUAGACCAGAUUUUCAAGAAAGCUUGCCGUUACAGCACAGAACUGCUUUCUUCACAAAUGCUACAGUCUAAACCAGACAGAGGAAGCGCAGGGACGUUGUUCUAAGCCUUUCAUACGGAUAUACUCCCAACAUUUGUCAUGUGAAAUUCAGGAGAGAUCUUCAUUCUGCUCUUGAAGAUCCGGGAAUGGGUGAAAGGACUUGCAUUUAACCCUAAAACAGGAAUAUUGUAAAAUAUUAUUAUAUUUGACAUUUUUAACUUGAACAUAUAUUACGAUGUAAUUUAUUGUUACGAUCAAAGCUGUAUUUUGAGCUCCAUUACUCCAGUCUUCGCAGCUCACUUCUCUGAUUAUUAUCACAGCUUUGUGCUUCGUUCUCUUGGAAAUCAAAUGUGCUGCAGACUAGGGAUGGGUGUAUUGUGAAAUAUAAUAAUUACUGAUGGCACUUUUAAAAGUAUCAAUACUCAAAUAAAAACGUGGAUACUUGGGUGUGUUUUAUUUAGUGCUGCAUUUCCAAAAGUGUCAAAAGAAACCACUGAUGCUAUCGGGAACAGCAGCACACACAAUUGAAACCAACUGAAAUCGUAGUCUGUACAUCUAUUUAAAUUGAAUGUUAAAUGUUUCGAUUUAUUUUGUUCUAUUCUGUAACUAUAUUGUUCAUUUAAAUUAUAUGACGUUAGAAUAAAAACAUUGCAUUUUAUACAUGCAACAGCCUGUCACUGCAGACCCUAACGGAAAUAUAAUACCUAAUAAAUUGCAGUUAAGGCAUAUUGAAUGUAAAAAUAUAACGUUUAGUGGCUAUAAUAUCCCAUUUUACUAAAUUACAUCAUUUAAAAGUUCAGUAUUGAUAUGCAUAUUGAUGAUACUAGCCUUUAAAAGUAUUAGUAUCAUAUUGGUACGGCCCAUCUCUAGUGCAGGCAUCUGAAAAGUGAAGCCGAGACGUAGAGAUUGUGAUUUGUGGCUGAUGGCAGUAUAUGUCAUAAACACCGCCCUCGCCCUGCAAACUUGGACCUGAUUCAAACAAAAAAAAAAAAAAAAUGUAAUUUCACUUUAAUAAAAUUUUACACUUUAAAGAAGAUGUUUACAUCAGUUUAGGUAGCUCAUAUUAUGCUAAUGUGUGUUCAAACUUUUUUCUCUAAUAAGUUUAACACAAAGCGUGUGGUGUCAUGACUGCGGUCAUACUGAGACGUUCUGACUGUCGUUUUUCUACAACGGAAGGAAUUUGAGUUGGUUUUUUUACCAUAUAUAGUGGAAACUGUGAAACAUUCUUCCAUCACUCAAUGACAUUUCUUUUAAACAGAUUUGUGUGUGUGUUUGUAACAAAGUCUUUACUAUUACUUUUAAUACAUUGAAUGCAAUAAAAUGUUCUGUUGUUUAAAAAAAUACUUAUGUUAUUAUGAUGACUGAUGCUUGCAUCAGACAGACCUCAUUUCCUAUGACAUGCAAGUUGUUUUUUUAAGAGUUAUUUAUAUUAAGAGAGCUUGCUUGAGGCUGAAUUUGUCAAAUACAGUACUGGAACAUAUUUUGCAUGGCAUAUAGCAGUUAGUUUCAGUUCUUUCUGCCAAACGUGUUUGAAUUCAGCAGAGUAUUAAAUGAAAAUGCAGUAGACAUGCACUGUGAACUAGAUUUGGUUAGCGCAUUAUUAGUGUUUGAAUUAGUCUCAUGUGGACCAAACUGCAGAGGAGAUGACCUACGAGCACAAACAGCCUCUGAAACACUGGUACACUGGCUAGGUUCGGUCCAUCGAGGAAAUGAAUAAAUAGAAAUGAAGGUAGAAUGGAAUCACAGCAAUAAUGAGCGAACUGCAUUAUGAAAUAAACUGCAUAUUAAAAUAUGAAAUUUUAGUAACACUUUAGAAUAGGGAACACUUAUUCACUGUUAAAUAUGAUUUCUUCCCUCAAUAAAUUAAUGAAUAGUUAGUAAGGUAGUUGUUAAGUUUAAGUACUGGGUAGGAUUAGAGACUAAGGUUAUGUAGAAGUAGGCAUUAAUAUGUGAUUUAUUACUACUAACUGCUAUUCUAGCAAUAUGCCUACUAAUAAGCAAGUAGUAAAGAGACCCUAAAAUUAAUUGUUACCAAUGUUAUUUCAAAAGAAAUGUUUUAAAUAUGAAGUAGAACUGCCAGCAAGUCACUGGCUGAAUUUAUCCCACAGAUUCAAACUGCUGUAAUGAACUGAUGUAUGAAAUCAAUAUCACGUUAGUUCAUGUUACUGAUCAUAUUUACAAAAUAUCUUCAUGAAGCAUGAUCUUAUCCUAGACCUAUACAAUGUAUUGUUGGAUAUUUCUAGAAAUGUACCCUUGCUACAUUUGACUUCCUUUGUGCUUUCAGGCUCGCAAAUACAAAAAAAAAUUGUGUUUUCUUCUCUGUAUAUUUUUACAUUUAUGGAAUUUUACGUAGCUUUGUACUUAUUUAUAUUUAAUCACAAAUUAAGACAACAUUCCUAAUUCAUCAGGCUAGCUCAGACAAUGUUUCACUGCAAGUGUGUGUUGACAGUGUGCACACAACCACACAAUAAUGACCCAAAUUAACCUGUUCAUUUUUAAAUAAAUAAUAAGCAGUGCCCCAGAACAAGCCAAUCACAGAAUUUGUAAACUGUGAUGUCACAGAUUAAAAGCUCCACCCUGACACACACAAUCUGCCACGAUUAUCUUUACACUAGAGCAUUUAAAUGCAUAUUACGAUCAGAUGUGCUUCCUGCAUGCAGUCGGCCUACAACGACAUGACCAGCGCUCCAGAGAAGAGCAGCUCUCCAGCUCUCCAGCGUGAUCGACCCAUCCUGUCAAAGGAUGCAACUACUAACUACAUUAGUAGUAGUUACUGCCUUUAGUAGUGACUACACUGCCUGUGAUGUUUCUGUUCCGGUCACGGCCCUCCUGCCUCCAGCUCAAACUACAAGCGUCAGUCCUCGACACGGUCUACCAGGUCCAAUCCACAACAGGGAAACCACUGAACGUUCGUCAUCAAGUCAGACCUCUGCUCUUACACGCAGGACAACUACACACUUACUGGUUCUGGAGGGCAGUGGUUGGUAAAACACAAUCCCAUCUUCUCGAGGGAAGUCUAAAAGUGGGGUAGUAACUGUUAUUCUGAAUGCUUUCCUCUUUUGACGUUAACGGACGCUCGACGACUACAUAUCAACACUAUGUCCAUAGAAAAUAACCACCAAACUCCGUUCUCAGUUAGCACUCAUCCCAGCAGCCCUAGAG